AAAAGCGAACAAAUGCACUUGUCGGUGUGGUUUAUCUUAUUAUAUUUUAUUAAAUCAAAUAAAUGAUUUGUGUUUGCUAGAUAAGUGAAAGUAUCAGUCAAUCUGAAAAUGUGCCUAAAUAGGAAAUAUUCCAAAGUUGUUUGAAUUAUAUUUUGUGGUUAUACCAUGAGAAAGUUCAACCAGAAAUAGGAACCAAAUAGCAGCAGUACAUAUUUGCUUUUUCCGUUAUUCCAUCCUAUUUUCAGAAUGCUGUCCAAUUUUCUAAGCCGAUCCAAAGGAUGCAGUGACAAAAAGAAUAAGAUAAAAUUCAGUUCACUAGAGGAAAUAAAGUUUACUAUCAAUGGCAAGGUAUACAUAGUAAACUCCAAAACCGUGCCGAUUGACGCCUCACUCAACAACUUCAUCCGCAACCAUGCGCACCUCACCGGGACAAAGUUCAUGUGCCUCGAAGGUGGCUGUGGAGCGUGUAUCGUCAACAUGAAUGGCAUCCACCCGGUUACCAUGGAGAAAACUUCAUGGGCUGUGAACUCCUGUCUGCUACCGGUCUUGGCAUGCCAUGGAUUGGAUGUACUGACGGUCGAAGGCAUCGGCAAUAAGAAGGAAGGUUACCAUGAAAUUCAGCGACGCCUAGCUCAUUUUAACGGAUCUCAGUGUGGAUAUUGUUCGCCGGGAAUGGUUAUGAACAUGUACAGUCUGCUCGCUGCCAACAAAGGGCGGGUGUCGAUGGAAGAGAUUGAAAACUCAUUCGGUGGGAACAUUUGUCGCUGUACCGGCUAUCGGCCAAUUCUUGAUGCCUUCAAGUCGCUGGCUGUUGAUGCUGACAAGGGGCUGAUAGAAGCGUGCAGAGAUAUUGAAGACCUGGCAAAGGUGUGUCCGAAAACAAAAACACCAUGUGCCGGAAAAUGUUCUGCUGUUCAGAAAACGAACACAAAACAACCGAUUCGAAUAGUCUUCGAAAACAAUUCCGAGUGGUACAAAGUCUAUAACUACAACGACAUUUUCGCCAUAUUCAAUCAAAUUGGAGACAAGCCCUACAUGCUGGUAGCAGGAAACACAGCUCACGGAGUUUACCGCCGAAGCGAAAAACUUCAAGUAUUUAUUGACAUCAAUUCGGUCGAUGAAUUACACUCCUACUCGCUGGGAGACGAACUGAUUGUGGGUGGCAAUGUUUCGCUGACCGAGUUCAUGGCGAUUCUCUUGGAUGCAGCCAACAAAAAUAUCAACUUCAGCUACUGCAAGGAACUGGCCAAGCAUAUCGAUUUGAUCGCAAAUGUCCCCGUUCGUAACACAGGAACUAUUGCCGGAAAUUUGAGCAUCAAAAACCAACAUCACGAGUUUCCGUCCGACAAUUAUCUGAUUCUGGAGGCAGUCGGAGCAACAUUGACAAUCGCUGAAUCAGGGGGCAAAAUAUCUACCAUCAGUCCGAUGACUUUCGUCCAAAUGAACAUGAAUAAGAAAGUUAUCAAAAGCGUAAUUUUACCUCCGCUGAACCCAUCGGUAAACUUUUUCAGAUCGUUCAAUGUUAUGCCAAGAGCGCAAAAUGCUCACGCGUAUGUAAAUGGUGCUUUUCUCUUGAAACUUAAAAGCAGUAAAAGAAAGGUUAAAAAUGCUUUUAUUUGCUUCGGAGGAAUCAAUCCAAACUUCACCCACGCUAUAAACACCGAGAAACUGCUGGUUGGCAAAAAUCCUUUCGACAACAGUACUCUCCAGUUCGCUUGCAGUACUCUAGCCUCUGAGUUACAUCCGGAUUGGAUCCUGCCUGAUGCUUCUCCGGAGUAUCGCAAAAACCUAGCCGUUUCAUUGUUCUAUAAAUUCAUUCUAAGCAUUGCACCAGAAGGACAGGUCAAUCUCAACCCAAUAUACAAAUCCGGUAGUUCCGUUAUGGAAAGACCGGUGUCAUCCGGGAAGCAAUCAUUCGAUACGUACCCAAAUAACUGGCCACUGACGAAGAACGUUCCCAAAAUUGAAGCAAUGGUUCAAACUGCCGGUGAAGCAAAAUAUUCUAACGAUCUUCCGCCACAACUCGGGGAAUUGUAUGCCGCGUUCGUGUUGGCAACUCAGGCUAAAUCCAUGAUCGCUAAAAUAGAUCCUUCGAAUGCAUUGAAAAUGCCAGGAGUAGUUGAUUUUUUCUCUGCCAAAGAUAUACCAGGAAUAAACAACUUUAUGCCACCUGAGUUAGAUAAUCAGGAUGUCGAGGAGAUCCUUUGCAGCGGACAGGUCAAAUUUCACGGACAGCCCGUCGGUGUAAUCGUAGCCGAAACAUUCAAUCUUGCUCAGAAAGCAGCCAAGAGCGUCAACAUUACGUACGAAAAAACAUGUAGUACAACAAUUUUCCCUACCAUAAAAUCUAUCUUGGACUCCGACUGUCAAAAUCUAUUUUCCGAUGUUUUAAUCAACCAAGGAAGCAAGAAUGGCAGAAUCAUAAAGGGACGCUUCGAAAUUUCCGGUCAGUAUCACUUCACCAUGGAAACACAAACCUGCGUUUGUGUGCCAAUCGAGGACGGGAUGGACGUCUAUUCGUCCACUCAGUGGAUGGAUCUUACACACGUAGCGAUUGCCCAAUCAUUGAAGCUUCCUCAAAAUAGCUUCAAUCUACACGUUCGAAGACUGGGCGGUGGAUACGGAGCAAAGGUUUCAAGGGCAACACAAGUAGCGUGUGCCUGUGCUUUGGCAGCACACCUGACGCAUCGCCCUGUCCGCUUUGUAAUGAAAAUUGAAGAGAAUAUGCGAGCCAUGGGAAAACGUCAUGGCUGCAUUAGCAAUUAUAAUGUCGACGUCGAAGCAACUGGAAAAAUUAUUGAACUGAAUAAUCAUUUUGCUCUAGAUUCUGGGAUUUCAUUCAACGAGCCGGUACAAAGUGAUGCUGCCGAAGCCUUUAAAAACUGCUACGACGCAAAGGCGUGGAAAAUUGUUGGAAAAGCUGUUCUAACUGACACACCAAAGAAUACCAGAUGCCGAGCCCCGGGUACAACCGAGGGAGUGGCAAUGAUAGAAACUAUUAUGGAGCACAUUGCCCAUGAAACGGGAAUUGACCCGCUUGAGGUUCGCAUGGUAAACAUGACAAAGGAUAACAAGAUGCAACAGUUGAUGCCCCAAUUUCGGCGAGAUGUACAGUUCGACGAACGUAAACGUGUCAUCGACGAAUUCAACGCUAAUAAUCGUUGGAAGAAGCGUGGCAUCGCUAUUGUUCCUAUGCAAUAUUGGUUGGAUUAUAUAGGGCAGCUUAAUGCCAUCGUAUCCAUUUACGCCGGAGAUGGUACCGUAUCGGUCACACACGGUGGAAUCGAAAUGGGACAGGGAAUAAACACUAAAGUCGCACAGGUGACCGCCUACGCUUUGGGUGUUGCCCUAGAGAAGGUCAGCGUAAAACCGUCUGCCGUUUUAACCUCACCGAACGCCGCUGUUACGGGACGGAGUAUGGCCAGUGAUGCUGUUUGCUAUGCAGUAAAAAAAGCAUGCGAUAUACUACUGGAUCGGAUGAAGCCCGUUCGCGAUGUCAAUCAAAAUGUUUCAUGGGAAAUGAUCGUGAAACAGUCCAAUGCGAGGAACAUUGACCUCUGCGCUGAAGGUCAAUACAAGGCGGAAGACCUGAAACCAUACUACAUCUGGGGACUAAGCUGUGCCGAAAUCGAAACGGACAUCCUGACUGGGAAUGUACAAGUCAUACGAGUUGAUAUUCUGGAGGACACCGGUGAAAGUAUGAGCCCUGGAAUCGAUGUUGGGCAGAUCGAGGGAGCUUUUGUGAUGGGUAUUGGUUACUAUUUGACGGAGGCACUAGUCUAUGAUAACGAAAGUGGUGCUUUACUAACGGAUCGAACAUGGACGUACAAACCACCGGGAGCCAAGGAUAUACCAAUAGACUUUCGCAUCAAUUUUCUACGGAAAAGUUCUAAUUCGGGGGGUGUGCUACGUUCGAAGGCGACAGGUGAGCCGGCCAUGAACAUGGCAAUUGUUGUUCUGUUUGCCUUGCGCAACGCUCUACGGUCAGCUAGAAAAGACGCUGGUCUACCAGACGAAUGGAUACCGUUGGGCACGCCAACUACACCGGAUCAGGUGUAUCUGCUUGCCGGUAACAACAUCCAACAGUAUCUAUUAAAGUAAAGUGUUAUGACGAGUGUGUUAAAUCAGUUUGAAUUUUUGAUGGUGCUAGGUACUAUUUCUAAUGAACUAAUUGUACUC
Messenger RNA from Topomyia yanbarensis, 4179 nucleotides. RefSeq lists its product as uncharacterized. Gene Ontology annotation, molecular function: oxidoreductase activity; FAD binding; iron ion binding. The record is from RefSeq and is a predicted model, not a curated record. The transcript has 10 exons. NCBI's taxonomy places the organism in Eukaryota, Metazoa, Arthropoda, Insecta, Diptera, Culicidae. Bases 247 to 4101 code for a protein of 1284 amino acids.